CUCAGCUGAUCGAGGCUGUCAGAGCCCAGGGCUGGCAGCUGCUUCUGCUGGGAGAAGGCAGGGGGGAGAAGAUCUUGUGCAGAGAGAGGCUGGGACUUGGCUGAGGUGGCUCCUGGGCUUUGAGGUGCACCUGUGACCCCGAGCCAUGUCCUGCAACCCUUGCUGCCAGCCCUGCGGCCCCUGCCCGCUGGCCAACAGCUGCAAUGAGUGCUGUGUCAGGCAGUGCCAGAGCUCCACCGUGGCCAUCCAGCCCUCCGCAGUCGUGGUGACCCUGCCCGGGCCCAUCCUCAGCUCCUUCCCACAGAACACCGUGGUGGGAUCCUCCACCUCCGCUGCUGUUGGCAGCAUCCUCAGCUGUGACGGAGUGCCCAUCAACUCUGGCGGCUUUGACAUCUCCUGCAUCACCAACUGCUAUGGUGGCAGCAGAUGUCGUCCCUGCUAAAUCUGCUGGCAACGUCCUUGGGCAAGAACCUCCAUGAUGUCUGAACCUGGUUCUGGGUAGAGAUAGAGCUUUGGGACAUUGUAUUUAGAGCUGCAGGCUACUUUUUCCUUUUUUUACUCUCUUCCCUCUCUCUCUUUAUUUGCUGUCUGUGCCUUCCCAGACCAGUCUAGUGGGGACAUGUUGCCCUCCGUCCCUCUUUCAGGCAGGCAGGUGGACACUCUGCAGUAGCUCCAUUGCAUCUUAGUGGCUCCUCCACGUGCCCUCUGUGAGCCAUCUCCUUUUCUUCUUUUGACUCAAUAAAGUUAUUUUGCAUCCAA
Corvus hawaiiensis (hawaiian crow) is the source of this 759-nucleotide messenger RNA. RefSeq names its product feather keratin Cos1-2-like. The coding region runs from base 146 to 442 and encodes 98 amino acids. Lineage: Eukaryota; Metazoa; Chordata; Aves; Passeriformes; Corvidae. The record is from RefSeq and is a predicted model, not a curated record. Gene Ontology annotation, molecular function: structural constituent of cytoskeleton. Gene Ontology annotation, cellular component: intermediate filament. The transcript is spliced from 2 exons.